Molecule: messenger RNA, 507 nt
Organism: Histoplasma mississippiense
Lineage: Eukaryota; Fungi; Ascomycota; Eurotiomycetes; Onygenales; Ajellomycetaceae
Exons: 2
Coding region: 1-507 (168 amino acids)
Source: RefSeq, a predicted model, not a curated record
AUGACCUCUACCUUAAAUGUCGAUUGCACCUUACUCCUGGCUCUAGUGUCCGAUCUAUCACAUUUCCAUAAUCUUGAUCCAUCAUCAGGCCAUCAUCCGGCAAUUAUCCGCCAAAUUGAGCUCGAAACGAAACAGCCAUUAGUUACCUCUGAACUUUGGCCAGCAAUGAGUGAUAGGCAGCUUAUAUGCACUGAAGAAGCCGCCAAGAGGAUGUACGAAAUAGUCGAGACAAUUGGUACUGUGAGUGAGAAGCGAAGGACGAAAUUAAUGAUGGCGGGCGACGACUCCGACCUAAACAUUGAUAGAGAGGAUUUGAUAUCCCAGUUUCAGGAUACAUCGGACCACAAAGUUCCGUUAAAUUGGAACAUCCCUAUUAUAGUAGUAAAUGCGCAAGCAGAAAUUGAACGGGGUUGGGCCAACGGUGUCCUGCCGACGGCCGCCCGCAAAGUUGCAAGCCAGUUAAGCGACAUUAACACAAGCGUGUUCUUAAAACAGAAAUGGGGAUGA